CGCAUAUUGUGUUUAACACGAAGGUCAAAAAUUAAUACUUUGUUAAUCUUAAAAGAAGAAUUUUUUUUUUAAAUUUGGGUUAAUAGGUAAUUAUCAGAUAUCUGCAAUGCUGGUAAAAUACGAGGUCAAGAUGACCUUUAAAAGUAUGAUGCAGCUGAUCUAAAUCCAUAAAUUAUCAGUUCCUGUUUGCAGUACUUGGCGAGAAAUUAAAGUUCAGUUAUAUGGCCCAGCCUAAGCACAAAAUGAAGCCAAACUUUCGGUGGAAGGAGAGUGAAACGAAGAAAGCAGCAUCACCAGAAUGUAACACUGCCAGAUCAGGGCGACAAGAAACUGUACAAACCAAUGCAUCUGAAAGAUUUACUGCAGCUGCUGCUCUGCCAAAUAACUUAUCAAUAAUAUUAACAACAGUACCUAAAGACAGUUCAGAAUCGGAGAAGAGAAAUAUAACGUGUUCAUGUAGUUCAAAAAUAGUGAAUUUAAGGACUCGAGAUGGAAGAGAUUGGUGGACUCCCAGGUGGAGGGUGAAGUGGUGGCAUGACUGGAGGAUUACUUUAGGAUUAUUGUUAUUUUUGUGUGUUUUAAGUAGAGCAACUCAUAGGACACUUGAUACUACCUCCAUUAAUAGUGGUGAUACCUUUGACAGUGAAGACAAUUUAAUGUUUGUGGCAAGAAGACUUAGUAGUGUAAAUGAAGUUGAUUACAUGAGUGAUGUAUAUCAGGAAUCCACAUUGAAAAGUAAUGGAAAUGAUGAUUCAGAUAAGUUAAACAACAGACCAACAGAAAGACCAUGUGGCAGAAGUCAAGGCCAACAAGUUAAAAUCCAAUACUCAUCUAGCAUUGUGGAAAAUGAAUACAUCGUAGCUUUUAAGGGAUACUACAGGCAAGAGGCACGUGAACGUUUUAUUGAGGCUGCACUAAAUGAAUCCAGUGUGGUUCGGUGGGAGGUGCUGCCACGUGACAAUCCAGCUAGUGACUACCCAAGUGACUUUGAUGUCGUUCAGAUUCAAGAGGUGGGUAAAAAUGGUGGAUUAGAUGCUCUUAAAGAUCAUCCAGCUGUAAAGAGAGUGACUGCACAACGCAUGGUUGUACGACACCUUCAUUAUGUCAACGAUACAGAGGAGGCUAAUGCUGAUAUGUGGGAAGAAAUCCUUUUUGCAAAUACCUCAGAGACUGAUGAGAGAUUGAUAAUGUACAAUAUCAGUGAAACAGAUAUGAGAACGGUCACAGAUGUUGAAUCUGAUUCAGAUAGCGAGGCAGAGGUGGACGACACAGACGAAAUAGAAACAGAUGUAAAUUAUAAUAGCUAUUUGUCAGAAAUUAAUUCUGACAAGAUUGAAGUCAAACAGAGUAAGAAAAAUAAACCAUGCAGUGGGACUGAAUGUGGCCAAGAAGAAGAUGAGAAUGGUACUUGGCCUGCCUCGAGGCCUCUACGACGUUCUUCCUUAACAUUAGGGACAGCGUUCUGGCAGACAACAGGCCGCCAUUCUAGCCGUCGUCUCCUACGUACGAUACCAAGGCAAAUUACAUCUACGUUACAGGCUGAUGUGCUAUGGAGUAUGGGUAUCACAGGUGCUGGGGUGAGAGUAGCUGUAUUUGAUACUGGACUCUCCAAAUCUCACCCUCACUUCAAGCGCAUAAAGGAACGUACUAAUUGGACCAAUGAAAAAACUUUAGAUGAUGGGCUGGGUCAUGGUACAUUUGUGGCUGGGGUGAUAGCAUCGAGUGGAAAAACGUGUCUUGGGUUUGCUCCUGAUGCGGAGUUGCACGUAUAUCGUGUAUUUACUAAUAAUCAGGUUUCAUACACAUCUUGGUUCCUGGAUGCUUUCAACUAUGCUAUCCUAAAGAAGGUAGAUGUGCUGAAUCUAAGCAUUGGAGGGCCAGAUUUUAUGGAUCAUCCCUUUGUUGAUAAAGUAUGGGAGUUGACUGCCAAUCGAGUCAUUAUGGUUUCAGCUAUUGGGAAUGAUGGACCAUUGUAUGGGACCCUUAACAAUCCAGCAGAUCAGAUGGAUGUGAUUGGGGUUGGGGGAAUCAAUUUUGAGGAUCAAAUAGCACGCUUUUCAUCCCGUGGCAUGACAACUUGGGAGCUGCCCCAGGGGUAUGGUCGCGUCAAACCAGACAUUGUUACAUAUGGCUCUUUAGUGCAGGGUUCAAGCAUGGAAGGAAAGUGCCGGCAGUUGUCUGGCACUUCAGUAGCAUCUCCAGUGGUGGCUGGAGCUGUUACCCUUCUUGCUAGUGGUGUCUUGCAUCGAGGAGGCAUCAUUAAUCCAGCCAGCAUGAAGCAAGCAUUGAUGGCCUCAGCUCGUAGGUUGCCAGGUGUCAACAUGUUUGAGCAAGGACAUGGCAAGCUAGAUUUAGUAAAAGCAUAUCAAGUCCUAUCGAAAUACAAACCACAAGCAUCUUUGAGUCCCAGCUAUAUAGAUCUUACUGAGUGUCAGUAUAUGUGGCCAUACUGCACACAACCAUUAUACUAUGGUGCUAUGCCAGUCAUUGUGAAUGUCACAAUUCUGAACGGCAUGGGAGUUUCUGGACGAAUUGUUGAAAAGCCAGUAUGGCAUCCGUAUACACCUCAAUAUGGCCAUCAUCUUGACAUUGCUUUUACCUACUCUGAGGUAUUAUGGCCAUGGUCAGGUCAUCUUGCAGUAUGGAUUACUGUUGCAGAAAGUGGCAAGGAAUGGGAAGGGUUUGCUCGUGGCCACAUUUCUGUUACCAUUGAGUCUCCUCCAGAAGAGGGGGAGACACAGCCAAGAACCUCUCAUGUCAAGCUUCCUGUUAAGGCUAAAAUGAUACCAACACCACCACGACACAAGCGUGUGCUCUGGGAUCAAUUUCACAAUCUACGUUAUCCACCAGGUUAUUUUCCAAGAGACAAUUUACGAAUGACUAAUGAUCCCCUCGACUGGAAUGCUGAUCAUAUUCAUACUAAUUUUAAGGAUAUGUACCAGCACUUGCGUAAUAGUGGUUAUUACAUCGAAGUUUUGGGUUCUCCAUUUACCUGUUUUGAUGCCAGCAAGUAUGGGACAUUAAUGAUUGUUGAUCCAGAAGAAGAAUAUUUUCCAGAGGAAGUGACAAAAUUGCGGCUUGAUGUGGAGAAAGGAUUAUCUGUUAUAGUUUUUGCAGAUUGGUACAAUGUGAAUGUUAUGAAGAAAGUAAAGUUUUAUGAUGAAAACACUAAGCAAUUGUGGAUGCCAGUGACAGGUGGAAGCAACAUACCUGCUCUCAACUAUCUUCUGGCCUCCUGGGGUGUGGCUUUAAGUGAUGGAGUGUUUGAAGGUGAUUUUACUUUAGGUGAUCGCGACAUGUACUAUGCUACUGGUACUUCACUAGCACAGUUUCCUCGAGAAGGCACAGUCGUUCGUAAGGCUCUCAAUGAUCAUGCCAAGGAGAUGCUGGAAGCAGAAAGUGAGAGUGUUCCAGAUGUUCCAAUCUUAGGUCUACUUCAGACCAAGAGCAACACUAAUGAAGAUGUGGGUAAUAAUCAGCACCGUUGUGGCCGCUUAGUGGUAUAUGGCGACUCUAAUUGCUUAGACAACAGCCAUCUUCAGAAGGAUUGUUUCUGGAUGCUUGAUGCUCUUCUUGAGUUUACCACCACAGGGCACUUGGCAGGAGUAUUCACCUCAAGUGCUGGGAUGCCAGUUCCUCCAACAACGGACUUACCCACCAAGAUGGAAAACAGCAACUUACAUAAGCAUUCAAAGGUUAUUGAGCAUACAUUAGGGAUGGAACAAAUGCGACCACUACCUGAGUGUCCAUCUUUACUGCCUGUCACACCACAGCCCCUCAAUGUCUCAAACAAAAAUCUCAACAUCCAUGUGGGGCUUAAGUUACUAUCUCAGCCAGAGAUUGUGGCUGCAGUAAAAGUAGCACCAGUUGAUGUUCAGCCAUUGCCAUUGGAUGGACAUGGUUUUAGCCAAGGAGAUGCUGCUGCUGGCUCUUCCAAUGCAGGAGGUCCACUAGGAACUCUCCCAUACUCAACUGAGAGGAUUCCUGCAUUUGCUGUUCUGUCCGUGUUGAUGGUUGUGCUUCUGGUGUGCUACUGGUACAGAUCCCGUCACCGUCCAAAGCGCCGACGCAAUAAACUCCGUAAAGUGGUCAUGGCUGCUAUUAAUGGUCGUCUGCCAUCAGUGUGACCCUCCCAUCUCCCAGUGUGUUUUAAGAAUGUAAGCCUGCUUUGCAGUACUCUAUCUUAAUUUAUAAUAGAAUGUAAAAUACAGUGAUUAAUUGAUUAAAUUUCUUUAUUUUAUAUUUUUACAAAUUAUUUAUUACCCAAUUUCUUAUUAAUAUUAUUGCAGUUGUUAGUGAAAGAUAAGUUUUUUUUUUUUUAAAUAUUUAUUGGCAGUUAGUUAAGUUUAUAAUAGAGUAUUUAAAUAUAUAAUUGACUUUUCUUUACAUUUAAAAUAAUAAUACUGUAUUUCAGUGUUUCUGUAUCACCAAGUGUGAACAAUUAUGUAAAUAUAACACCACAUAGGAUUCAGAAUCCAUUUUACAGAUGUUUCAAUAUAUGUACAGUUCUGUUCAGUCUUAUAUACCAAAAUGUGGUAUUUUAUUAAUGUCUUUGUAUAGCUCACUUGAUAAAUUCCAUACUAUUAGCCAGGUCUUUAGUAAUGUAAAUAGAGAAUAAUUCAAAGAAAAUAAUUGUACAUAAUUGUAAUAAAAAAAACAGAUAUGAUCAAGUCUGUUUUAGGCAACUAAAAAAAAUUCUAUCUACAGUUAUGAUGAAAAAUGUUUUGUCCAAAAACAUAUUUUAUUAGUAUUUUAUAGUAUUUUAAGUGUGAUAGUUGUGAUAAUUACAGUACUUUGUUAAUAGUUGCAGGAAAUAUUGUUGAGUACUGGUUCAGUUAAGUGUCCUACUGUUGAUAUAAACAAAAUGGGUCAGAGUCUUAGUAAAUGAUAAGUUUGUAAACUGUAGGAUCACUUGGUGGCUAAUUAAUUGUGCAGAACAGUACAGUACAGUAUUACUGUAUAUCUACUGGCACUGGAUCAAUUCUGUAGUGAAAUAUUUAUCCAUCAUUUUUAAGGUUUAUAUAGUUUGUGAUACGUGUAGGCAUUAUUUAUGUGAUUACCUAUUCUAAUGCAAGUCCACAGUUCUCAGUUAGUUCCAUGAUAUGGCAGUGAAUAAUUAAACUAAUUACUAUAAUUUGUCUGAUGGAUUAUUAAUUGGUCAACCACUAAACAUAUAACAGUACUGUAACUGUUUAUUGUUGAAUACUGUACUUACACCCAUGGACAGGCAUAUUAUAAUGUUAAAUUUUAUCAUAGAUUUCCCUAUUAUUUUGCCAUACACUUGAGAUGCUGACAGAACACAAAAUGCUAAAAUUUUCAAAUCUGUUAACAUGUGAUGCUGUCUAAUUAAUUGCAAAGUUAAACAGAAAAGGAUAACCAUCAUGCUGUAUGGUUGGUUAAGUAGAUAAUGUUCACUAGUCAAAUGAUAAUUUUGUAGGCAAGGUUAUGCUUGAAUUAGUUUUAUAUGAACGGUAUAAUACAUUAGCAUCUUUGAAUAUGCUAAAAUAAGUCAAUAACAUUUUUAAUUUAUGAAUAAGGUUUGAUGUUACUCUAAGUAUAGUUGUCAGAUGUGUGCAUCAUGUUCUGUUUUCUCUCUAUCUGUGUGAAUUAUGUAUUACAAGAACGUACCCUUAAAUGUGAAGUCAUUUUUAAAUUGAUAAUGACAUUAGUUUCUUGGUUUAUUAGCUUUUAAAUCCAGUGUGAGAGCCAGUAAUGUAUAAAAGAUAUUAUACUUUGUUGGAAAAUUCUUAGUAGUCAGUAGAAGUUUAAUAUAAAGUUUUGAAUUCUUUUAUUUGUUUCAGAGCUUUAUACCCAAGUAAUAUGCUUUAAUUUCAGUGAGACUGAAGUUGAUAAAAACAGCGAAAAGUUACGAGUAAUUUUGUAAAACUUCCAACUCGACUUGAAAAGUAUUGUAGAUUGUUAAUUACUGUAUAUACCCUGGUUAUGUUUGUGGUAGCUAUGGUUUAUAGGAGUUUGUUUUGUUUAGUAAAUUAAUAAAAACCAAAGAAUUUUGUUUUGUAGACAAAAAAAUUCCAUAUAGUUCAGUAUUGAAUUUAAAAUUAUCUUUGUUCUUGCAUGCAUUUAUUUUGUAUUGAUGAGCAGCACACAUUUUGUAAGUACUGGUUAGUUAUUCUUUUCUUAUUAAUGUAAAUUUUCAUUUUUUUUUUUCUGUAGUGUCUUGGAUUUUUAUGUAUUGCCCUUUCAUUAAGUGGGAAAAAAUAUGCUCAAGAUAUUUAGAGUUUUUAUCACUGAGAAUGGGCUUAAAAAAAGCACUGCAUGAACAUAGCAGCAGUUUUUAUAGAGGAAAAUGUAUAUACCUUAGCUGUCAUUCAAUUUUAAUGAUCAAGUUAUUGUAUGGCACAAGUUAGUGUUAUAUUAGACCACAUAGCUUGUAUUUUAUGUUUUACAAUAAUAGGUGUUUAUUUUGGAGCAAGUAUAAAAAUUUUGAUGUAUUAGUAUCAGUACUGAUAGAUUAUGACUUUAACCCUUAAACUGUCCAAACAAAUUUACGUUCACAUGCGUAGUGCUCCAAAAGUAGAUAUACGUUUUUUUACAUAUUUUCAAAUAUAACAAAAAAAAAGUAGAUCAAAGUUUUUUUUUACACAUUUUCAAAUGUAAAAAAAAGAAAAGAUCUACUUUUUUUACAUACUUUAAAAUGUUGAAAAAACGUAGAUCUACGUUUGGACAGUUUAAGGGUUAACUAAUUACUAAACAGAAGUAUAUUUUCGUAGGUAUUCUUUCAUUUAAAGGGCUUUAUUUAAUAAGUCAAAGUAAGUAUCAAAACUUAGUGGAUAUAUUAUAUCCAAGAUAUUUAUAAAAUCAUGUUACUUCAAUAGCAUAUGCCUCAGACUCUUAAGAGGUUACAAUUGGCUAAUUUUUCAAUACAUAUACUAGUUACUCCAAAUAUGAAUAAUGUGUGAAAAAUUGAUGAGGAAUUAUGAUGAAUAUAACCUGUCUUAUAAAGGGGGUCAUCUUACUAGUGAGCUGCUUCCAGUAAAACCAUGAGCUGGUAAGCACAAUAUUGUGGACUAAAACUAAGCUGUCAAUUUUUUUUUUAAUUCAAGCAAACUUUGCAGUAUUAUAAAAAGUAAAAACAUCUUAUGCUUUUCUCUCUAACAUAGUGACUGAUACUUUUUUAUUAGAAGAUUGAACUGAUAAACAAAAUUAACCAUGUUCUCAUGAAAGAUUUAAAUACAUUUUUCUGAAUCUGUUUUAAACACUGACUCCAAAUCUGUUCUUAUUUUUUCAUUCAUUUUUAAUUUUGACUAGAUCUAGGAUGAUGAUGUAAGUCACAUAUUAGAAUAAUCACUCAUAAUUUAAUACCUUUAGAACACGCUUAUUGAAAGGAAGUGCAAAAGAACUUAAAAACAUUCUCUUGUAAAUUUUGUCUGGCUUGUUGCAGUACAACAUCCAGCAGUAGUCUGCCAUCAUAAUUUCAUUCUGGAAACAUUAGCAGCAAUUUUUUGGCACCAGUACCUGUCAGUUAGUGUUCAUUCUGUUUUAAGUGCUAAUCAAGGGUCGACAAAGGCCUAUGCAGGAUUGCCUGUCGAGAUACCUUAGUGGGUAACCCUUUAUCUUUACUUUGACACUUAAUUUGAGGUACUUGCAGUGCCCAAAUAAAUCUGAAUGACCACUGUUCCCCAGGAGAGUCAUUUUAUUAAUAGUUGGUGGAAAGGAAAGACUGGCCAGGUCCUUGUUUCUAUCCACUUAUAAGCCAUAAUGUUGGUGGUUCCGGCCCAUUUCGUCGCUUAAAAUCGUAGAAGCCACAUUGUUAGCUGUUCUGGCCCAUUUCUUCUUCUAAAAUCAACUCAAAUCUUACUCCCAUAUGCAACCCCAAAUCCACAUCAUGUGUCAAUUGGCAGCUGCACCAUCGUUUCUUCCUUUGCAAUAAUCGACUCCAUCAGGCUUUCUCAUUGCCUACCAACUGUUGCUCACAAAUAUUUAAGCACACACAAACAAUGCCAUUUAUUACUUAAUUCAGGCAGCCAACAAUGAAUAUGACCAGUUAAACAGACACCAACAGUAGAUGCCAACCUUAUCUAGGAAACAGACAUAAUAUCCCUUUAUUAAAGGCCAAAAAAGGCCAAAAAAAUGAUGAAUAGUCUUAUCUUGAAAACCAUACCUGGUACAUGGCAGAGAAAAACCAAAAACACAUUCUGGAAUCAGCACUGAAAAAGAAGUAGUACACCAAAAAAAAUUCUGAUGAAAAUUCUUUGUUGACCAUUGGGAUUAUUUUAAAGUUUGUCCAUAAGGAUCACUUUAAAUUUUUCUCAAAAAAUAGUAAAUUUAGCAGUUUCUGUAUAACCCUUUGUCAAGGAAUUACUUUAAACUUGGACACAUUGUGAAUAUCUUGGCUUACUUGGUGUAAGCAAGUUAAUUUUAUUUCUUGGCAUACAGAUGUACAGAAAUAUAAAUUCGAAUAAAAUAUGCUAUGAAAGAAAAUAUCAUUUGGAAUAAAAUUUUGCAUUCAAGGUUAUAACACUAUUAUUAUUAUAAGUAACAGUAGUAAUUAUUAUUUUUUUUAUUAUAAGGAACUGUAGUACUGUACUGUAAACGGCAGGAAAGUGUUUGCAAAACUGGUUGAUAACUUAUGAAGUCACUGGUAAGAACACACAUAAACUACCCCCAUAAAAUAUUACCUCGAUGCACAGGUUAAAACAUUUUUUGCUUGAAAAAAUAUGAUGUUCAAUUAAUGAUUAUUAUUAUUAUUAUUAUCAUCACAAAAAAUGAAAAGCGUGAAUGAUCAUCUAAUUAAUAAAUGCUGUGUAUAAUGCAUGUGAAGGAUGUGAUAAAACUUUGGCUUUCCUUGCAAACCCAGAUAAUUUCUACUACAUCGUUAUAUUAUUUUUUACAUUUAUGACUAGGAUUUUUUAUAUUAAUACUGCUUUGAGAGCACUGUGUAAUCUGAACAUGCAGAGAAUUGACAACAUAGAAAUUUGAAGAUUGUGUGUGGUUGUGAGAGAUGUAAUUCAGAGGCCAGAGGAGGGGUUGUUGAAAUGGUUUGUCAUUUAGAAAGGAUGGAGCAGAAGAGGAUGACCAAAAGGAUGUAUAAAUCUUGAGUGGAAGAAAGUGGCAAUAGGGGUGAAAGAUGUAUUAGAUAGUCAGGGCUGGAGUAUCCACGAGGCUUGUAUGAGUGUGUUAGAUCAGAGUGAGUAAAGACAAGUGGUUUUUAUGAUCUGAUGUGCUGUUGGAGUGUGAACAGGGUAAUAUUUAUGAAGGGACUUAAGGAAACUGGUUAGCCAGACUUGAGUUCCAGAGGCAGGAAGUACAGUGCAUGCACCCUGAAGGAGGGGUCUUGAUGUUCAGAGCUGCAUUUGAUAUGUAAUGUCUGUGCACUUCUGGCUAGACAGCUACUGCAUGAAUGAUGGUGAAUGUGUUUUUUUGUAGGGGGGGAUCACCCUACUUUGGUAGGAGAUGGCCUGUGUGGUAAAAAAAAAAUUACUAAUAGAAACUGGUGUCAUUUUAGAUAUCAAAAAAGGUGUCACAAGAGGAUCCUUAAAGUCUUGCUUAAUACUUAAAAAGAAAAGGUUGCUGAA
This is a messenger RNA of Cherax quadricarinatus, 9536 nucleotides long. RefSeq names its product membrane-bound transcription factor site-1 protease (gene S1P). NCBI's taxonomy places the organism in Eukaryota, Metazoa, Arthropoda, Malacostraca, Decapoda, Parastacidae. Gene Ontology annotation, cellular component: Golgi apparatus. The record is from RefSeq and is a predicted model, not a curated record. Gene Ontology annotation, biological process: proteolysis. Gene Ontology annotation, molecular function: serine-type endopeptidase activity.